Molecule: messenger RNA, 1035 nt
Organism: Gastrolobium bilobum
Lineage: Eukaryota; Viridiplantae; Streptophyta; Magnoliopsida; Fabales; Fabaceae
Exons: 2
Coding region: 1-1035 (344 amino acids)
Source: RefSeq, a predicted model, not a curated record
AUGAAAUCUCUUACAAAGAUAGUUGCUAAGAAUCAAAUCUCUGCCAUCAAUGUUGAGGAACUAGUAGUAUGUGACAUAUAUGCUGAUGGACAUUUGACUGCGAAUUGCCCGUUAGCUCAACCUUCAGAAGUCAACUAUAUGGGAAACCUGCAAAGGAACAACUACCAAGGUAAUAACAACACGGGUUGGAGGAAUAACUCAGGUCUCUCUUACAAUCCACAACCACAACAACCUGUUUCAUCUACCAAUGCUUUCAUUCAAGAGACAAGAUCGAACUUCAAGACUCAAGAGGCAUCAAUCAAGAAUCAGGAGGCUUCAAUUCGAAAUCUUGAAACUCAAAUUGGACAGCUGGCCAAGAAAUUGAAUGAAAGAACUUUGGGGACAAUUGGGAAGGUGAUUGAACCUCAAGAUAAGCCAGCCAAGGUAGCAAAGGAAGCACCAAAAGAGGAGGAAACAAAAGAGGAAGAGACAAAAGAGGAUAGUACUAAGAAAGAAAAGGCUCCUAAUUAUGACGAUGUAACCUACUUUGGAGGAGCAAUCAAUCGUAGUAAGAAAACUACAAAGAAACUUCCAUCAGGAUUCAGUCAACCAUAUCCUUAUGCAAAAGCUCUAUACCCUCUUCGGCAAAAGCAAGAUAAAGAGAAGCAGCAAUACUUGAAGUUUAUGGAGAUGUUUAAAAAGCUGCAAAUUAACAUUCCAUUCUCUGAAGCUCUGGAGAACAUGCCUCUUUAUGAAAAAUUCAUGAAGGGUCUCUUGUCAAACAUGCAUAAGCUCAGAGAGAUGGAAACAGUAGCUUUAACUAAAGAGAGUAGUGUUGUGAUCAAAAAGGGGUUGCCGUCUAAAGUCAAAGACCCAGGGAGAUUUAGUAUCCCUUGUACAAUCGGGAAUGUUAAAGUAGGAAGAGCUCUAUGUGAUAUGGGAGCCAGUGUCAACUUGAUGCCUCUUUCUUUUGCACGAUCUUUGGGGAUAACGGAGAUGAAAUCUACCUUGAUGUCUCUCCAAUUUGCUGAUAUAUCCAUCAAAAGGCCGGAAUGA